This is a messenger RNA of Nilaparvata lugens (brown planthopper), 1177 nucleotides long. Its product is annotated as neuralized-like protein 2. NCBI's taxonomy places the organism in Eukaryota, Metazoa, Arthropoda, Insecta, Hemiptera, Delphacidae. The record is from RefSeq and is a predicted model, not a curated record. The transcript is spliced from 3 exons. Bases 386 to 1162 code for a protein of 258 amino acids. Gene Ontology annotation, molecular function: ubiquitin protein ligase activity.
GCCAGAUGCCAGUUGCCGAUUCUGUUUCUGUCUGUUCGGCUACAAUCCUACAAGUUCAAGAUAAACUGAAACAACAUUUAAAAGUCGUCUUGAAACUAACUAUUUAAUCUUAAAAUUGUACUUAAAUGAUAAGAAUAAUUAUAUUUUGUAAGAAAAAAACUUGAUUAUAUUUCAAAUUGGAAAUUCUAGGUAUAUUAUGAUCGAUUGUAAUAGAAUGAGUUAACCUAUCAUUCGAUAUCAUCUAACAAUUUUGUAAAUAAUAAUGAUUGUAAAAUUCUGAACAUGCAAUUUUAUAGAUAAUGUGUGUAUUAUCUUGAUUCAUCAGUGAUUUCGAUUGUGACAGUUUUGUAGUUUUGUGUUCACUUUUCAGUUGAAUUAUUUUAUAAUGGAUGAAAAAAUACCUAGAAAAAUAGCAAGUAGGUUUCAUCCAUAUCAUGGAGAUAACAUAGUGAUGUUUGAAGACAAUACUGUUGCAUUCCGUAGAUCAAGCUUUGCCAAUGGCUUGACAUUUAGUGAAAAACCCCUAUUACCUGGUGAAAUAUUUUUAGUUGAAAUAGAAAAGAAUGAACGAGGAUGGAGUGGUUAUAUGAGGUUAGGUUUGACACAACUUGACCCUCAAACAGCCAAGAUUAGUGGACGUAUGCUGCCACAGUAUGCGUUGCCCGAUUUAUCAAAUAUUAGUAUUUCGUGGAUCUAUGCAAUUACCAAAUGUCAAAACAAUGUCUACGAAACCGGUGCAAUUUCCUUGACCUCCAAGGAAGACGUAGAGCCAAAAUAUUUUCUUGGUGAUGACAACAUUGUUCGAACAUCAAGGGGCACCAUACCUAGAAGCGUUCUGAGGCCGUCAUCUAGUGAACCAGCUCAUCAAAUUCUUGCCACUGAUAUAGGAAGCAGAAUUGGAGUUGUUUACAUUCCAAGUGAUAGAUCGUUAAACGAUUUAGCUGAAAUGCAUCUGAUUAUUAAUGGCGAGGAUCAAGGUCCUUGUUUCAAAGACAUUCCAUAUAAAGACAGUCCAUUGUUCGCUGUGGUUGAUGUUUAUGGAACAACCAAACAAGUCAGAAUCAUUCAGUUAUAUGGGGUGGCAUCUCUGCCUGUUCCGAACCUCAUAUCUGCCCAUCUUUUCCUUGGACGGCCUCGGUCUCUCUUGCCUACUAGCUCGUAGUUGAGCACCAAUUUU